This is a messenger RNA of Diaporthe citri, 870 nucleotides long. RefSeq lists its product as uncharacterized. The coding region runs from base 1 to 870 and encodes 289 amino acids. Lineage: Eukaryota; Fungi; Ascomycota; Sordariomycetes; Diaporthales; Diaporthaceae. The transcript has 4 exons. The record is from RefSeq and is a predicted model, not a curated record.
AUGUCAGCUUCAGAUAAACUCUUUCCUGUCAGUGCUGCCGAUGAUAUAUGGCACCAGAACAAGGCACAAAUCAGAGACCUGUACCAGAAUCAGCGAAAGACGGUAAAAGAGGUCAAAUAUCUGAUGGAAGCAUACGGCUUUCCUGUGAAGCCGCUAUCGACAUGGGAGACCAAGACCAGAGAUGUGCUACAACUGCGAAAGAAGGCCAAGUCGACCAAUUGGCCUUUGAUAUACCAGCAUGUCAUUCCACGUCUUAAAAAGCCAGGACAGAAACAACUAAGGAAGGAAACGUCUAUCUAUCUCAACAAUUUGGAGAUUCCGUGGAACAAGGCUUGGAAAGAAAUAAGGAGGUCUGGCGCAAUCACCCUGCCUUUACCCCAAAAAUCCCCAAGUCCGCUUCCGCAUGGCAUUACUACACGAACUCCGUCGCCCGUCCAAGGCCUAUCGACAGUGACAGCUCGAGCAUCCCAGCUGACGGUUGAGGUUCUUCCCGAACACUUCAAGUUCGAGCACAAGGAGGAUUUUGUCCCGAUACCUUAUUCAACAACGGCACCAACUGCGCAGAUAGGCAUUGUAGACGAUGCGUCCGGACCUCUUGCGCGUUACGCCGUUUCAGUCUACCAGGACUGCGCCGCAACUAUCCUCUGGGUGGACUUGUACCAGGCGCUGCAAUACCUCUUCCAGGACACUUUUCAGGCUUGGCGGCUACAUGAUGACUUGUUGCAGGAGAAUCAAGAUUGUCUAGCCGCGAUCAUCACUCACCGUGUCAAACGAGUUCGUACUUAUGAACUGAACAUCAACUCACCAUCCUGCUUCGAGUUGCUUCCAGACGGUUACCCAAUUCCACCCUUUCCAUCGCAUGAUCUUUGA